Messenger RNA from Xylona heveae TC161, 3909 nucleotides. RefSeq names its product pentatricopeptide repeat protein. The record is from RefSeq and is a predicted model, not a curated record. Gene Ontology annotation, molecular function: protein binding. NCBI's taxonomy places the organism in Eukaryota, Fungi, Ascomycota, Xylonomycetes, Xylonales, Xylonaceae. Bases 1 to 3909 code for a protein of 1302 amino acids. The transcript has a single exon.
AUGGUCUUCAAACCUUUUACCCACCUCACUCGACAGAGCAUUGUCAAGUCUUUUACCCAUGGAUAUGCACAAUCCGUAGUCGCCGCUUCGCAAUCCUCUUAUGCCUCAUCAACAACAUCCUUUGGUGCCUUUGGAACUGCCCAUGGCCCCGGCCGACUCGGCAAGAACCAUUCACAGAUUGCCAAUGCAUUACCACACUCACCGUCUUCGAGUGGAGCCGCAACAAGUUCCAAGUCCUCCCACGCUGGUUCGCGGGAGUACGAAAAGGGGCUUGCUGCCUACCACGCUGCUUGGGUGCAGGCUCAUCCGGCCGAGGCAGAGGAAGAAUGGAGACAUUUCCAACUAGUCAAGCGUCGUGCUGCACGUGGCCCGGCUGAUGCUACAGAGGAGGCAGCCCUGGAGAGCGCAGAGCCGCGCAAAAGUCGCAAGGAGAGAAAAUCAGUGGAGCGUUCCUAUAGCACCAGUGCCGUCGAUGAGCUGAAGCAGGCCGAUGCGGCCGGUGAGUUGCCCAUCGACCCUGCGGCCCUGGCCCAGGAGGUGGAGGAAGUGUCCAAGCUCAUUGCUGCCGCGGAUUCAGAGGCAAUCAACCCAUCCGUUGCCGCUCAACCUGAGGCCGCUGUCGAACAAUCUCGGACGCAGAGUCCAGUCUCCUCCGAUGUCCACAGCUCUUCGAUUAGUCCAAGUACCUCUCAGACGUCCUUUUCGGACAGCCCCUCGCUGGCCUACGCCGAGCAUGUCGCAACUCUCGCGCGCAACCAUCGUUAUGCCGAAAUCCCUGCCGUGUUUGAGGCCAUGCUUGUGGCAGGUAUCCUGCCCACGGCCCCUGCAUACAAUGCCCUUCUCCUCGCUGCCAUCCAUCUCCCCAAGCCUAAGCACCAAGUGGUCCCGAAGGUCUUGGAGGUUUAUGCGGACAUGCUUCGUCGCAGUGUGGCGCCGAGCACGGAAACCUACACCAUCUUGAUUGAUCUCCUGGCGUCGCGUACGCUUGAAGUGGCCGGCCUGCAACAGGACCUUGUCGAGAAGCGGAGCCGCUUUGGCGGCAUGGAGGAGGCGGGCAAGUUCAUGUUCCACUCGCACCAGGCCGAAUUUGACAUUCUCGCCGAGGACCAUUCACUUGGCGUUGCAAUCCGCCUUUUCGAUGCCGCCACAGCCAGCCGGAAAACCCGCAUGUUUGCACCCGAGACCUAUCGUCUGCUGCUUUCGGCGUGCGCCGAGCAUGGCCGCAUCGAAGAUAUGAUCAGAAUUUACAGUCACCUGGAAUCAGCCAAGGUCAUCCCUCACACCACGGUCUUUUCUUCCAUGAUCAAGGGUUUUGCCUCGACUGGCGACCUGAGUAGCGCUGUCGAGUGUUACAAUGAAUACAAGGCGCUGGCCAUUGCUAAUGACAAUGGUGCCGCGAGUCUGAUUGACCGUGACGAUAACGAGGUGUACGCUGCACUGAUCAAAGCCUACGCCGCGUGUGACCGGGCUGUUGGUGGACUCCGAUUCUUCGACAAGAUAGUCGACUCGUUUGCCCCUGUCAAGGAUGUUCGAGAGGCUCAACUGGCUUCGCUACACGACGCUGUUGUACUCAAAGCACUAGUCCGUGAGCGUCUUGAAAGGCAUGCAUACUCGGAGGCAAUGAACCUCGUCGAGAAGUAUCCUCUCAGCUCCAGCGCUCGUGCCCGGGCUCUCGCGGAUGUUUGCGUCAAUGCUGCAGACAACAACGACGUUGCGAUGGCAAGCAAAGUGUUUGCUCAGCUUUCUCUCAAUGAGACUGGCUCUCCCCUCCCAGCUAUGGCAAUGCUGGCGCUUAAUGUUCGUCGGGGUGAUGUCGAGUCCGCCAGAUUCUACUGGAGCACUCUAUUGUCAUAUGCUCACAUUACUCCGGCUUUUAUUGAACCCACUGCCAUGUAUGCCGUGGCGCUCAUUGGUAGCGGUCACAUUGAUGAGGGUCUGUCGCAGGCUCGCCAGAUGUUUUCUCGGGCACGAGCUUCUGUUGGCACCCCUCAGGCCAAGGCGGAACUGGUUGAUGAAAUCGAUGAGGCUAUCGAGUUCAUUGGUCGGUUUUUGAGCGAGAAGCGCAUUGUUCCGCCGGUCAAUGCAAGCAUGAGUCUUCUCUGGGCCAUGGUAGAAAAUGGUGGCUUGGUCACCUCGGUCGCGGAUCAGGCACUCACCUCAUUUACGGCAGAGGGCAUUGCCCAGCUCAGCUGGAAGGACCUGACUUUGCUUCUCCAGGUCCAAUCGGGCAUGCUCAUGGGCCCUAUGGCCGACAUUGCAGCCGCCUCGCGCUUCGCUCAACUGUUGGACGUUACCAUGUCGAGUGGUAUGCCAAUUGACAAGCGCACAGCCCAAUUGAUUGAGCAGGCCCUGAGCUUCAUUGCUAAGGAUCGCCCUGAUCUCCUUCACCGUUUCCGGGAAUACCUCGUUCCGCGGUCUGCUUUGGCCCCGUUGUCCAAUCCCAAGGUCUCUUCACGAUUCUCGGCGAGCCCCCACGAGGAUGCCUUUGACCCGCAUGCAGCUUCUACUGACUUCAAAGGCUCCGUCGCUAUCGCUGAAACAUUGGAGAAAGGUCAUGGUUCAGUCAGUGCACGUCUCGAGGAAACCCUGAACAGAGUCAAGAGCAUGCGUCGGGCCGGUCGCCACCCUCGGUACGUCACUUAUGCAAAAUUGAUCUCAGCCGCUGCUCGGGACAACCGCGUUCAAACCAUGCACGAGGUGUUGGCUAUGGCUCGCCAUGAUGUGCCUCUCUUGACAGAAUACCGAGUUGUUCGUUACGGCUGGGUGUCCAUCUUGGACGCUAUGGUCGCUGGCUCUCUUGUACUCGGCGAUCGCGCUGCCGCUGCCAAGUAUCACCAAGAACUCCUUGACAUGGGGGCCACCCCGACGGCGAACACCUUUGGUUUGUACAUCACCACAUUGAAAGACACUGCAAAGACAUUUGACGAGGCAACAGAGGCUGUCAACAUUUUCCUGCGUGCCAAGUCGGAAGGCGUUGAGCCUUCCUCGUUUUUGUACAAUGCUCUGAUUGGCAAACUCGGCAAGGCUCGCAGAAUUGAUGACUGUCUCUUCUACUUCAGUGAGAUGCGCGCUCUUGGCAUUCGCCCUACGAGCGUCACAUACGGUACCAUUGUCAAUGCACUUUGCCGGGUCAGCGACGAAAAGCUCGCCGAGGAGCUCUUCGAGGAGAUGGAAAUUACUCCCAAUUAUCAACCUCGACCCGCUCCCUAUAACAGCAUGAUGCAGUUUUUCUUGACCACCAAACGGGAUCGGACCAAGGUCAUGGCUUACUUUGAGCGGAUGAAAUCGAAGAACAUUCGGCCAACUCUGCAUACGUACAAGUUGUUGGUUGAUUCUUAUGCCACGCUUGAGCCUGUCGAUAUGACGGCCGCCGAGGCCGUCAUCGAGGAGAUGCGCCGCAAUGGCGUCGCGCCAGAAGCUGUCCAUUUUGCUUCGCUUAUCCACGCCAAGGGCUGCGUUUUGCAUGACAUGGCUGGAGCCCGCGCAGUGUUUGAGCAGGUUAUUGCUGAUGGCCGCGUUCGUCUGCAGGCGUGCCUCUAUCAGGCUCUCUUUGAGGCCAUGGUAGCCAACCACUGCGUCGUCGAUACGGAAGCAUUGCUGAACGACAUGCACGCCCGUAACGUCGAGAUGACUCCUUAUAUUGCAAAUACCUUGAUUCAUGGCUGGGCACUAGAGAAAAAUCUUUCCCGCUCCGAGGAUAUCUAUAACAGUUUGGGCUCUGCCAAGCGGGAGCCUAGCACGUAUGAGGCGAUGAUCCGUGCAUACCUCUCGAUCGAAGACCGAGCCAAGGCCCAGGUCACUGCACAAGAGAUGCUCUCUCGUGGCUACCCUGCUGCCGUUUCAGCCAAAAUUACAGACUUGGUCAGCGGUGGAACCGGUUCUACCUCAGAAGCUAUGGCACAACUGUAA